AUGGGGCUCGUAGAGGAUCACUGCAGUGAUUCGCGGGCCCCGGCAUCGUCGACAUCUCCUCUUGGAGGCAGCGCGGGCAGCGCAGAUGCUCUGCCCUCCGCUUCAGACCUCGUUGAUGCACGACGGGCUGGGGCCUCUGGCGUUAAAGCAGGCCCCAUCAAGCGGACGCGAACUCAAACAGAUGAGGAAGCUUCCUUGCUGGAGAAGCUAUUGGAGGAAACUGAGGCUGCGGACGCCAAGGAAUAUGUUCCACUUAAGAAGCGGAAAGCCAUACGCGAGCAGCUUCUGAAAAAACAAUUGCAGGCGCUCAGCGCACAUUUGGAGACAGAGGAAGGGGCACCAGGUGUAAACGAUUCUGACAAAGAUGAAGAAACUAAGCAGAAAGAAGCGAAGCAGAAGGAAGCAGCGAUAUCAAAGGCCCGUCUAGACUUCAGGAAAACGCUCCUCGCGACAAGCCGCAAGCUGCGGCAGGAGGCAGAAAAGAACAAAAAGGAUGUUGUGCAAGAAAUCGAAGAGGAAGAACAGCGCAUCCUGGAACAGGUGUCGAAAUCACUGGGGGCACCUUUGCAAGGCGUCCGGGAGCGUGCGAAGGGUAUUGUCUAUUCCAAGCGAAUGGCCACUUCUUGGACGAUGCCUGCUAAAUACCGUGAGAUGACGGAAGCAGAGGCAAACGAGGUCCGGGAGCGCUUCUUUGUUGACGUAAAUGGGACGGAUGUGCCACCGCCGUUCCGCAAUUUCAAAGACAUGCGUUUUCCCCAGCCUAUUUUAGAUGCGUUAAAAAAGAAGAACAUUACAGCACCCACCCAGAUUCAGAUGCAGGGCAUCCCAGCACUGCUGCAGGGACGGGAUUUGAUCGGCAUCGCCUUCACGGGUAGCGGGAAGACCCUCGUGUUCACUCUGCCUAUGCUUAUGGGGGCUCUAGAAUCAGAAAUGCGCUCCCCUUACGUCGCUGGAGAGGGUCCUUGGGGACUGGUAGUUUGCCCUUCGCGGGAGUUAGCCAGCCAGACCACCGACGUGGUAAACUUUUUUGCAACUGCUCUCCACGAAGGCGGAUAUCCGCAGCUUCGUUCUCUAUGUAUGAUUGGAGGCGUUAGUACUCAAGAACAGGCCGCAUUCAUACGUAACGGAGUGCACUGCGUGGUGGCGACUCCUGGAAGAUUAACGGAUAUGCUCAACAAGAGGCGUAUGGGGCUCAACCAGUGCCGUUACCUGGCAUUCGAUGAGGCAGACAGAAUGGUGGAUAUGGGAUUUGAAGAGGAAGUUAGGAAUGUGCUGGAUUGCUUUGGCCACCAAAGACAGACUCUUUUAUUCUCUGCUACCAUGCCUCGAAAAAUUCAGGAGUUCGCGAAGUCUGCGCUGGUUGAUCCUAUAGUUGUUAACGUCGGCAGAGCAGGAGCUGCAAACUUGGAUGUUAUUCAAGAAGUUGAAUAUGUCAAGCAAGAAAAUAAACUUCCAUACCUCUUGCACUGCCUGCAAAAGACAGAGCCUCCGGCCUUGGUAUUCUGCGAGAACAAAAAGGAUGUAGAUGAUAUCCAGGAAUAUUUACUGUUAAAGGGCGUUGAAGCUGUUGCGAUUCAUGGGGGUCUCGCGCAAGAAGAACGCAGUGAAGCUGUUAGACUUUUCAAGGAGGGAAGGAAGGACGUGCUCGUCGGAACGGACGUAGCCUCAAAAGGACUUGACUUUCCAGCUAUUCAACAUGUAAUUAACUUUGAUAUGCCCAAGGAAAUCGAAAACUACGUACAUAGGAUCGGGCGCACAGGCCGAUGUGGGCGCACGGGUGUAGCAACAACCUUUAUAAACAAGAAUUCUGAAGAAACAGUCCUUCUGGAUCUCAAGGCGCUUUUGAUCGAGGCAGGCCAGAGGAUUCCUCCAUUCCUUGAUGCUCUAGAUAGCAGGGGGUUAAACCUUAAGGAAAUUGGAGGCGUGAGAGGUUGCGCUUAUUGCGGUGGGUUGGGUCAUCGUAUUGGGCAGUGCCCCAAGCUGGAGAGCCAAAAACGACAGACCCAGGGCUCGACAGGUAAGGACUAUUUGACAUCGGGAUCGCGCUAUGGUGGUACUGGGAAGUACGGCGGAGAGUGGUGA
Molecule: messenger RNA, 2082 nt
Organism: Eimeria mitis
Lineage: Eukaryota; Apicomplexa; Conoidasida; Eucoccidiorida; Eimeriidae
Product: DEAD/DEAH box helicase, putative
Exons: 10
Coding region: 1-2082 (693 amino acids)
Biological process (GO): mRNA splicing, via spliceosome
Cellular component (GO): spliceosomal complex
Molecular function (GO): ATP binding; RNA binding; RNA helicase activity
Source: RefSeq, a predicted model, not a curated record